This is a messenger RNA of Anopheles gambiae (African malaria mosquito), 16160 nucleotides long. It is a transcript of the gene Ten-m, whose product is annotated as teneurin-m. Gene Ontology annotation, biological process: motor neuron axon guidance. The transcript has 14 exons. The record is from RefSeq and is a predicted model, not a curated record. Lineage: Eukaryota; Metazoa; Arthropoda; Insecta; Diptera; Culicidae. Bases 1844 to 11740 code for a protein of 3298 amino acids.
CGGGCCACGAUAGCUAACACAAUCUUCCGGUACCGGUCGUCGUCGUUGUGAUACAGCUGGCACCGACGCUUCUUAGCUUGCUCAGCCAGACGGAAAAGGGGUGAAACACACUGCACAGUGCAAAGAACAAAGGCAAGCUGGUAAGAAGAAGAAAAAACAACGAACGGGGUAAACAAUUGUCAAAGCAAAAGCUCACCCACUCGAUGUUCUGGUUCAACAUGUUCACUCGCUAAAAUUAUCAAAACAGCAUCUCAAACCUCCGUGGAAGACGCGAGGUGCAAAAGGACACACUGCGUGCCUCAGUAGAGUAAAAAAAAAAGAGGACACAGCAACACAGCGUGCAAGGAGAGACACACACAUACAAGGGGUAGCAUGUUUUUCAUUUCACCGCCUGCUCACGGGUGUGGAAAAACGACAGGCAACCUACGGCAGCAGCAGCAGCAGCAGCAGGAACAACGGUCGUGAUUCCGGGGAUUCCCUGUUCCGUCCUACCAGCUGGCGUGAACCCAUCCUGUUUUUCGGGUGGGAGUUUUUCCAACACACUCGCACACACACACGCGCGCGUGGAAAAAUGUGUCCCAACGCAGACAGGCGUGAAAAGCACCGGGCAAGGGAUGCUCUCGAUGUCGUGCUCGAGGUGGCAUAGAGCGGGUGACUUGUUGGGAGUGGAAAAAAAGGGAACGCAAUAGAGCCGACGUAUUUGCUCCCGCUACAGGACGCCUUUCUAAUCGGGUAAAAUAUCUCCCGGCUUCCCGGCAGCCGCCAGUGCGCUAGGUCAAACGAGCAUAACCUUUACCGGGAGUUGCACUGCACACUACACACUACGUGUGCCGUUCGGCGCAUUCAGCUUACCCAACGCUGCCAACGCUGAACUUUGGACCGUUUUGGACCAGCGCGUUAAACACGUAAUAAUUUUCUUGGACGCGCAGGCGGACGUCUUUUCAGUGCAGAACGGUGUGAAGCACGUGCCGAUAGAUCCGUAGCAAGAAGUCAAGCCCUCGGGGCGGCACCAGGCACACUCGCUCUUGGAGCUUCGAACCUUUGCAGACGAACGGUAGCAGUCGUGCUGCUACGUGCUAGAUCGGCAGCCGGACGGCAGGGAGAGGGAGUAAAAAACACCAAUUUUUGGGGCAAAGGAAGGAAGCGUUUCCCGCACACUUGUGAAGUGAAAAUUGCAGUGAAGUGGAAAACGGUGUCCACCGUCCGCAGCAAGACGCGGUCAAGUGCGAGCGCCAGAAGCCAGUGGCAAAACAGUGUGAAGUCAAGAGGAUAGACGGCCUGCGUGAAGUGUCGUUGUUGGUUGAAGCACCUUUCCCCGCAAAGGUGGUACCAGAACGGACUGUUUUCCUUCUUCGUUGCAUCGCGUUCGCUCGCUCGGAAGGGAUAAUCAGUAAAACCAAUAAACAAAACAUGUCCCGGCGGUUAAGGCAGCAUUUCCGUUCGAUCCAGUGAGAAGGUGUGCCGGAAGCGAGCGCCACCCGCCACACGCACACCUACGGCGUGUCAGUGUCAGUGCAGUGAAGUGUAUUUUGUAUUCAUUUCAUUUCUUCGUUCGGUGCAGGACGGGAAGGAGAGUGGUUUUUGUGUGAGUGUGAUGUGUCGUGUCGUGGUCGGUGAAAAACAUCCCCAACAUCCGACCGAGCAACAGCAGCAGCGGCAGCAGCUGACUGACUGAGCGCAAAACACUGCGUGUCGAUUUAUUUGCCAUCCAAGUGUGUGUGUGAUUGUGCUUGGAGAGCGGAAGGUUGGAAAUUCGAAACCAGAAAAUCCAGGUUGGUGUUCUGGCGCGCGCUCCGUGCAUGCCAGUGUGUCCGCAGGAAGCGCACGAAACGACGACUGUACGAUGAGCGGCUACCAGCAGCAAGGAAAAUCGCGCCACUAUCCGAGAUACUCGCUCAACAGCUCGGACAACGAGGACAGUCCGAUCCAUCGGUCAAUCUACGCCCAGCCGUACAACGCCAUCGGCACGGCCGAAAGACAAUCAAAUUUCACUUACCGCACCGCCAAGGGCGGCAACGUGCCCGGGGCGAUCGGCCCGGCCGCCACCACAGUCAAUCCGCUCACCCUCAACACACCCUCGUCCGAGAACGGUUCCAGUGCGACGCUGACCGACGCGGAAGCUUCGCUCGCCCGGGAAAACACGCUGCUCGUCAAUAACGGCUGUCUCCUGGACGGAGUUCCGCCUUCAGCUCCACCGGAUGUACCACCGCGCAAUCCAACCAUGAAUCGAAUGAAUGGACGCGUCACCGGCAAUCCUACCGAGCUGGGUGUAGACUUCGAACCGUCGUGUCUGGUCCGGACGCCGUCCGGCAACGUUUACAUUCCGAGCGGAAAUUUAGCAAUUAACAACAAAGGCUCACCGAUAGACUACAAGACCGGGUCCGCCUGCUCGACACCGACGAAGGACACGCUGAAAAGCUACGAUCGCAACUGCAUGGGUCCGGUACUGCCGCCCCGCAGCACGAUGUGCGGACCGCCGGCCCACCACUACUCGGCCCCGCUCAACUUCCGCAAGGGCUUCACCUUCACCAAAUGUACAUGGAAGUGUACCGCUAUCUUAGUGAUACUAUUAAGUGUUAUACUCGUUAUAACAUUAUUAUUAACAGCAUCUAACGUUUUAAGUAUAUCAUAUCCAACCACCAACCCCUGUACAGUUCUAGUCGACGAGAAGGCAGAAAUCUCCGCAGCCAAAAGCACGAUAGCGGACGCGAACCGGGCCGGCAUACCGGGCGGCGGCGGUGACGGCCUCGGCCUCGACCAGUCCGCCCUGGCGCCGUCCGCUUCCGGUCGGCCGAAAUCGAUCGCGGCCGAUGAAUCGUCCCCCGGCGGUUCGGCGUCCGGUUCGUCCUCGCUAUCGGCCGCCUCGACGGCAGCGACCGGCAAGGCAGCUGGUACCGGCGGCACGGCAGGCACAGGUACAGUACCCGAUAAGCAGACUGUUGCAUCCCUUCGUUCGGUAGAGUUGUUGCACGCAGUAGCUGAUAGUGGUGACGGUAGAGGUAGUGGUGGUGGUAGUGGUAGUAGCAGCACGAUGGUUGUAGUUAAGCGUUCCCGCCGUCAGGCACCGGGUGACAUCGUCACCGGAACUGACACCACCGCCAGCAGCACUGACCGCAACGGCGACCGGGCUGAUGAUAACGAUUUGUUGCAUGCUUCGGUGGGCACUGUUGAGCUCGUAGCGCUUCCUUCCACCCCCGUCUUCGAUCAGUACGGGGAGCUGGACGAUCCUCCAGAAUCUCCUGCCACGGCUAAUUUGCUUGUGGAAACGGCUGUCAACAGUGAAACCGUUUACGAUGGACGGGACGGUGAUGGGCUUUCGGUCGGCGGUGAAGACAUCAGCCUCCCACCGGAAGAUAAUGGCACUUUUAUCACUAAUGAUAAUGACUUGUCUCCUGUUGGUGCGCCGGUGGAGUCUUCCACGGAGCAAGCUAUUAUUGACGCACGACCGACGACCGAGGAUGAGAAAUGGGCCAACGAUGACCCAUCGGCUGCGGUGGUGUACGCGCACGUACCGCUAGACCAGUCCGAGGUAGCGCUGGUAAGCCUCGAGGAUGGUCUGGAGCUGGGCAGGGAGCGUGAUAAGCACUACUACAAAACCAUCGAACAGGUGGCGAUCAAAGCGGGCGAUGAUGAUGACGGUGAUGCAUCGAAGCUUCAGGAAGAGGUAAGAAUUCACACACUCCCCCCGUCGGUGGUUCCGGUGCAGCCAACGGCCGUGCCGGUGUACCUUAUCAACGAACCAAACGGUACGUCAUCUUCCCGCGAAGAUGCCUCAAACGGAGCUCAAGAGGAGCUGCCCCGACUGCUGGUAAACAUUUCCAUCGCCACCGAUCACGGCUCGGGCACCGUGCAGCACUCCGUCUACGUCCUGCAGGUGUCUAUCCCAACACCGCCGGAACAUAUGCCACGACCCCCGGUAGAGUCUCCAGAGUCACCACCACCACCGGCGAACUUGGCUGUUCCGCCCCCCGUACAGUGUCCACCGGAACCACCGCCAGCACCACCCUGCCCAAUCAAAUGUCCCUCGGAUUCGGCUUUCGCUCGCUAUCGCGUCGUCGCCGUACCGGUCGAGGACGAUAGCGAGUUUGUCGAGAUUGAUGAGGAUGGUUUGGAGGGCGAGUUGGUGGAUACCGGACUGGGUGAACCAUCAUCCACCGAGCCGCCCGAAGCGCUCACGGAAGCCAACGAUGGUUUGACGCAAGAAUUUACCACAGCCCAACGGCUGCCUGAACUUACUGCUGAUGAGCAGGAGGAGGGGAAGCAUGAUGAUGACGAAGCUACUACUAGCUCCAGCCUCAGUAGCGUAGUAGCGUCGACCACAUCCGCAGCGCAAUGUCCCGAGGUAACGCCACCGCCCAUUCUCAUCCUGGAAGGUGCAAGAACGUUCCCGGCGCGAAGCUUCCCACCGGACGGUACCACCUUCUCGCAGAUCACGCUCGGCCAGCGGCUGUCGAAGGAGAUCCCACCGUACAGCUACUGGAACAUGCAGUUCUACCAGUCGGAGCCGGCGUACGUCAAGUUCGAUUACAGCAUCCCCCGGGGCGCCUCGAUAGGUGUGUACGCGCGCCGCAACGCCCUGCCGACGCACACGCAGUAUCACUUCAAAGAGGUCCUGAGCGGAUUCAAUGCGCGCCAGACACGUGCCACUCACCCAUCGAUGCGUCGAGAGGUCACCCGCUACAUGGAGCCGGGCCACUGGUUCCUGUCAAUCUACAACGACGAUGGUGACGCGCAGGAGAUUGCGUUCUACGCGGUCGUCGCGGAGGAUAUGACCCAGAACUGCCCGAACGGCUGCUCCGGCAAUGGUCAGUGUCUGCUCGGACACUGCCAGUGCAAUCCCGGCUUCGGUGGCGACGAUUGCAGUGAGAGCGUCUGUCCCGUCCUGUGCUCGCAGCGUGGCGAAUACAUUAACGGCGAAUGUCAGUGCAAUCCGGGCUGGAAGGGCAAGGAGUGCUCGCUGCGUCACGAUGAGUGCGAAGUGCCGGACUGCAAUGGCCACGGACACUGCGUCAGCGGCAAGUGCGGCUGUGUGCGCGGCUACAAGGGCAAAUACUGUGAAGAAGUUGACUGUCCCCAUCCGACCUGUACCGGGCAUGGGUUCUGUGCCGAGGGUACCUGCAUCUGCAAGAAGGGCUGGAAGGGCCCGGACUGUGCCACGAUGGACCAGGACGCACUGCAAUGUCUGCCCGACUGCUCCGGCCACGGUACGUUCGAUCUGGACACGCAAACCUGCACCUGCGAGCCCAAGUGGAGCGGUGAGGAUUGCUCCAAGGAGCUGUGCGAUCUGAACUGUGGCCAGCACGGGCGAUGCGUCGGCGAGACGUGCAGCUGUGAUGCCGGAUGGGGCGGCGAGUACUGCAACAACAAGCUGUGCGACCCACGGUGCAACGAGCAUGGCCAGUGCAAGAACGGAACCUGCCUGUGCGUGACCGGAUGGAACGGGAAGCACUGCACACUGGAAGGAUGUCCGAGCGGCUGCUCCCAGCACGGCCAGUGUCAUGUGAGUGGCGAGCUGAUGUGGGAAUGUCGCUGCUACGAGGGCUGGGACGGUGCCGACUGUUCGGUACCGCUCGAACAAAACUGUGGCGACAAUAAGGAUAACGAUCGUGAUGGCCUAGUCGACUGUGAAGAUCCGGAGUGCUGCGGCAGUCACUCGUGCAAAACGAGCCAACUGUGCGUGUCCGCCCCGAAACCGAUCGACGUGCUGCUGCGCAAGCAACCGCCCGCCAUUACCGCCUCCUUCUUCGAGCGCAUGAAGUUCCUGAUCGACGAGGGUAGCCUGCAGAACUACGCCAAGCUGGAAACGUUCAACGAAAGCGUUUUUUGGAAUCAUUUUAAUGCAAGCCGUUCCGCCGUCAUACGUGGGCGCGUAGUUACCUCGCUCAACAUGGGACUGGUCGGAGUGCGUGUCAGCACCUCGACCCCGCUGGAAGGCUUCACCCUAACCCGGGACGAUGGGUGGUUCGAUCUGAUGGUGAACGGUGGCGGUGCUAUCACGCUCCAGUUUGGCCGCUCGCCCUUCCGACCGCAGACGCGCAUCGUUCAGGUACCCUGGAAUGAGGUCGUCAUCAUCGACACGGUUGUGAUGUCCACCUCGGACGACAAAUCGCACCAUGGGCCACCGCACACUUGCUUUUCGCACGACUACGAUCUCAUGAAGCCGGUUGUGUUGGCCACGUGGAAGCAUGGAUUCCAGGGAGCUUGCCCUGAUCGUAGUGCCAUUUUGGCAGAGUCGCAAGUCAUCCAGGAAUCGCUCGCCAUCCCCGGAACUGGGCUAAACCUUGUCUACCAUAGCUCCCGUGCGGCUGGCUAUCUGUCGACGAUUAAGCUGCAGCUCACACCGGACGUGAUCCCGCCGACCCUGAAGCUCAUCUAUCUGCGCAUCACUAUCGAGGGCAUUCUGUUCGAGCGUGUGUUUGAAGCGGACCCGGGCAUUAAGUUCACCUACCCCUGGAAUCGGCUCAACAUCUACCGGCAGCGUGUGUACGGCAUCACGACUGCGGUCGUUAAGGUGGGCUACCAGUACACCGACUGCAAGGACGUGGUGUGGGACGUGCAGACGACGAAGCUGAGCGGGCACGACAUGAGCAUCUCGGAGGUGGGAGGCUGGAACCUGGACAUUCACCAUCGGUACAACUUCCACGAGGGCAUCCUGCAGAAGGGCGAUGGGUCGAACAUUUACCUGAAGCACAAGCCGCGCGUUAUACUGACCGCGAUGGGCGAUGGACAUCAGCGACCGCUCGAGUGUGGUGAUUGCAAUGGUGUGGCGACGAAGCAGCGACUGCUGGCGCCGGUUGCGCUAGCGGCAGCCCCGGACGGCAGUCUUUACGUUGGGGACUUUAACUACAUCCGACGGAUCAUGAUCGACGGUACGGUACGGACGGUGGUGAAGCUGAAUGCGACGCGCGUCUCUUACCGCUAUCAUAUGGCGUUGAGUCCGCUGGAUGGAUCGCUGUACGUUUCGGACCCCGAGUCGCAUCAGAUCAUCAAGGUGCGCAACAAGGACGAUACGCACGAUCCCGAUCACAACUGGGAGCCGGUGGUGGGCAGUGGCGAACGCUGUCUUCCCGGCGACGAAGCUCACUGUGGAGAUGGCGGGCUGGCACGAGAUGCGAAGCUUGCCUAUCCGAAGGGUGUGGCGAUAUCGUCAGACAACAUUCUGUACUUUGCCGAUGGUACGAACAUUCGCAUGGUGGAUCGUGAUGGUGUGAUCAGCACACUGAUCGGCAACCAUAUGCACAAAUCCCACUGGAAGCCAGUCCCGUGUGAGGGUACUCUAAAGAUUGAGGAGAUGCAUCUGCGUUGGCCGACAGAACUGACGAUCAAUCCGCUGGAUGAUACGCUGCACAUAAUCGACGAUCAUAUGAUCCUGCGAAUGACACCGGACGGUCGAGUUAGAGUCAUUGCUGGAAGGCCGAUGCACUGUGCCACUGCUGGUGGAUCCGGCACGGGUGUUAGCACGGGUGUAAGUGGAGCCUCCUCUGUUGCUUCGCUCAGCUACGACACAGAUCUUGCGAUCCACGCAACACUCGUUAUGCCGCAGAGCAUUGCCUUUGCUCCUUCUGGUGAUCUUUACGUGGCGGAAAGUGACUCUCAGCGCAUCAACCGUAUCCGCGUGAUCGGAACAGACGGGAAGAUAUCUCCAUACGCCGGUGCAGAGUCAAAGUGUAACUGUCUCGAGCGAGGAUGCGAUUGCUAUGAAGCCGACCACUACCUAGCGAUCAGUGCGAAGUUUAACACAAUCUCUGCCAUUACUGUGACACCAGACGGACAUGUUCACAUCGCGGAUCAGGCCAACUAUCGCAUCCGCUCCGUUAUUUCAAGUCUUCCGGAAGCGGGAACCUCCAAGGAGUACGAGAUCUACGCCCCGAACGCACAGGAGAUCUACGUCUUCAAUCGCUUCGGGCAGCACAUCGCAACCAAGAACAUCAUGACGGGCGAGACGGUGUACAGCUUCCUGUACAACGUGAACACCUCGAACGGCAAGCUGAGCACGGUGACGGAUGCGGCGGGAAAUAAGGUGUUCCUGCUGCGCGACUACACCUCCCAGGUGAACUCGAUCGAGAACACCAAGGGUCAAAAGUGUCGGCUGCGCAUGACGCGCAUGAAGAUGCUGCACGAGCUAAACACACCGGACAACUACAACGUCACGUUUGAGUACCACGGGCCUACUGGGCUGCUGAAGACGAAGCUUGAUUCGACUGGUCGUUCGUACGUGUACAAUUACGAUGAGUUUGGAAGGCUAACGUCGGCGGUGACGCCCACUGGCAAGGUGAUUGAUCUGACGUUUGAUCUGAGCGUGCAGGGCGCCACCGUGAAGGUGACGGAGAACUCGCAGCGCGAAGUGUCGAUGCUGAUCCAGGGCUCGUCGGUGGUGUCGAAGGUGGGAGAAGCGGCUACCAAGACGACGGUAAUGCUCGACGGUGGUACUACGAGCGUUUCCCCCUGGGGUAACGCCGUGUCGGUUGAGUCUGUCCCGUACGUACUGCUUGCGGAAGUUGAUCCACUUCUCGGUGAAAGCUACCCGGUACCCUCGAAACAACGCACAGAGAUCAAUGGUGAUCUUUCGAAUCGCUUCGAGUGGCGUUACUUCAUCCGCCAUGUACCGGUGAGGGGCAAGAAUGCACGCACACUCACACAGGUUGGAAGGAAGUUGCGCGUAAACGGAGAAAACCUGCUCACGUUUGAGUACGAGAAGGAUACAUCCUCGAUCACAGUCUCCGUGGACGAUAAGACCGAGCUGCUGAACGUUACGUACGAUAAGUCAUCGCGCCCGAUCGCGUACAGACCACAGUCGGGCGAGUACGCGGACGUCGAUCUGGAGUACGAUCGGUUCGGCCGGUUGAUCUCGUGGAAGUGGGGCAACCUGAAGGAGGAGUACACGUUCGAUCGGGCCGGUCGGCUGAACGAGAUCAAGUACGGUGACGGCAGCUCGAUCGUGUACGCGUUCAAGGACACGUUCAGUAGUUUGCCGCUCAAGGUGACGACACCGCGCCGGUCGGACUAUCUGCUGCAGUACGAUGAUGCGGGUGCGCUACAAUCCCUCACGACUCCACGCGGACACAUUCACGCGUUCUCGCUGCAAACUUCGCUCGGGUUCUUCAAGUAUCAGUACUAUUCGCCGAUCAAUCGACAUCCGUUUGAGAUUUUGUACAGCGAUGAGGGACAGAUACUGGCGAAGAUUCAUCCACAUCAGAGCGGGAAGGUGGCGUUCGUGCAUGACAGUGCUGGAAGGUUGGAGACGAUCCUGGCCGGGUUGUCCUCCACGCAGUACACGUACCAGGAGAGCACGAGUCUGGUGAAGCAAGUGGAGGUGCUCGAGCCUGGAUUUGAGUUGCGGCGCGAGUUCAAGUACCAUGCCGGGGUGUUGAAGGACGAGAAGCUGAAGUUUGGCUCGAAGAGUGGACUGGCGUCGGCACACUUCAAGUAUCAGUACGAUGGCAAUGCCAGGCUCAGUGGCAUCGAGAUGGAUGUGAACGGGAAGGAGCUGCCGAUCGUGAGGUUCAAGUACGGGCCGGCUCAAGGUACGCUGGAUGCGGUGAGCGAUCUGCGCAUCACCCGCAACGCCUUCAAUCGUACCGUGGUGCAGGACACCUCGAAACAAUUCUUCACGAUUACUGACUUUGACGAGCAUGGCCGGGUGAAGAGUGUGCUGAUCAACAUCAAGUCGUUUGAUGUGUACCGGCUGGAGCUGGAUUACGAUCUGCGGAACCGUAUCCGCACGCACAAGGUGAUGGUGGGCCGGUCGACUUCCCUCGACAAGGUGAACUACAACGCGGACGGGCACGUGAUGGAAGUAGUUGGCACGAACAGCUGGAAGUACGUGUACGAUGAGAAUGGUAACAUCAUUGGCAUUCUGGAGCAGGGUGAUAAGACGAAUCUCGGCUACGAUACGGGUGAUCGGGUGGUGCAGGUUGGAGAUGUUGAGUUCAAUAGCUACGAUGCACGUGGAUACGUAGUGCGCCGAGGUGAGCAGAAGUAUCGCUACAACAACCGGGGUCAGUUGAUCCAUGCGAUGGAGCGCGAUCGGUUCCAGACGUGGUACUUCUACGAUGAUCUCGGCCGGCUGGUGGCGUGCCACGAUGAGAAGGGCAAUGUGACGCAGUACUUCUACGCGAAUCUGAACGCACCGGAGCUGAUCACGCACAUCCACUACCCGAAGGCGGGCCGUACAUCUAGACUGCUGUACGACGAUCGGCACAUGUUGAUCGCCAUCGAGACGGGUGAUCAGCGGUACUACGUGGCUACGGAUCAGAACGGUUCACCGAUUGCACUGUUCGAUGUCGGUGGUGCGAUCGUGAAGGAGAUCCGCCGCACUCCGUUCGGCAAGAUUGUGAAGGACACCAAUCCGGGACUGUUCGUGCCGAUUGAUUUCCACGGUGGACUGCUCGAUCCCAACACGCGGCUAGUGUACAUGGAGCAGCGGCUGUACGAUACGGGCGUGGGCCAGUGGAUGACACCAGCCUGGGAGCAGCUGGCGACGGAGAUGCGCCACCCGACGGACGUGUUUAUCUACCGGUUCCACAACAAUGAUCCGAUCAAUCGGCGCGAACCGGAGGGUAACUACAUGAACGAUCUGCGCUCCUGGCUGAAGCUGUUCGGGUACGACGUGACGAAGAUGCAGGGAUCGCGGUACACGCGGGACAUGAUCUACCGGCCGACGGCCACGAUCAAGUCGCCCCAGCUGGCGCCCGACUUUGGCGUCAUGUCCGGGCUGCAGUGCAUCGUGGAGAAGGUGGACGAGAAGUUUGCCGACUUUGGGUUCAUCCCGAAGCCGCUGCUGAAGAUGGAGCUGAAGACGCGCAACUUGCUGCCGCGCGUUGCCUAUCGGCGCGGCGUGUUCGGCGAGGGUGUGCUGAUCUCGCGCAUCGAUGGCCGGGCGCUGGUGAGCGUGGUGGACGGUUCGAACAGCGUGGUGCAGGACGUGGUGUCGUCCGUGUUCAACAACUCCCACUUCCUCGAUCUGCACUUCAGCAUCCACGAUCAGGACGUGUUCUACUUCGUGAAGGACAACGUGAUGAAGCUGCGCGAUGAUACGGAGGAGUUGCGCCGGCUUGGCGGUAUGUUUAACAUUUCCGCGCACGAAAUCAACGAUCAUGGUGGAGCGAAUGGGAAGGAACUGCGUCUGCACGGUCCGGAUGCGGUCGUGAUCAUCAAGUACGGAGUUGAUCCUGAGCAGGAGCGUCAUCGAAUUUUGAAGCACGCGCACAAACGGGCGGUCGAGCGGGCGUGGGAGCUGGAGAAGCAGCUGGUAGCGGCCGGAUUCCAGGGCCGUGGCGAUUGGACGGAGGAAGAGAAGGAGGAGCUGAUCUCGCACGGCGAUGUGGACGGAUGGAUCGGGGUGGACAUACACAGCAUCCACAAGUAUCCGCAGCUGGCGGACGAUCCGGGCAAUGUGGCGUUCCAGCGGGACUCGAAGCGGAAGCGCCGAAAGAGCGGUGGAACUUCUAGCGGUGGUGGCGGCGGUGGUCAUAAGGCAAAGCGAGAGCAUCGUCACGAGACGAUCAUACUGCCAUUGUCGGUGGCGUCCGUUGCACCAUCGACUUCCGUGCCGACUUCUUCCAUGUCGUCCGCUACGUCAACGUCAGCGUCAGCGCCUGCUUCCUCCUCGGUAGCAUCGUCAGCGUCAGCGGCGUCAUCGUCGGCGCCUACUUCCGCGUCCUCGGUGCCAUCUUCGGUGCCGGCCGUCGUAGUGACGUCAGCCUCGGCAGCAACGGUACGGCCGAGCGCCUCCACGUGAAGCCCCUAGGUGAGGGGGGUUCGUCGUCUGCUUCCCGCAGCAUAGGAUGUUCUAGAUAUUGUGAUAUACAUAGGAGUUACUUUCCGUUUUGCGCCGUACUUUUCGGUUUACCCCGUCAGUGUGUGUGUGUGUAUGUAUGUAUGUGUAUGUUUCUUACGUUUUAUGGAGCAUGUUUUGUAAGAUCGCGCUAAUCGUUGUGUAAAAGUGUAGGCAGAACAAACAAAAAAUCAAAUCCCCCAAUGUCUCCCCUUUCUGGAAGAUUCGGAGAUCACGUAUCACACGUAACACACAGAGCGAUGGAUGACACUCACACAGUGGCACUGAUCAUCUCACGAUCAUCGAUCGAUUUGCUUUUUUUAGAGAGAGAAAGAGACGCCAUUCCUUCACAGUGACACAUUGACUAGUAGAGGCGUUACAUAACGUAACGUUACGUUUAGCAGCGCAUAUUGAGAUGUAUAGCUAUAGAUAAUUAACACACACACACACACCAACAGACACUUACUACCCAUCGUGCGGUAGGAUCAUUUAGAGCACUUGAGAAUCUCAACCACGACGUGGCACAAGCAGCGAACGUUGAAUUUCUUUUUAAUCGUCUCAUAAAACAGUAGAUGGAGUGUUUUAAAGACUGCGAUGUUUCACUGCGCUGCAGGGUUACUCGCUCGCUCGCUAGGUUUCUCUCUCUUUAUCUCUUUUUCCUGCCCAAUCCUUGAGAAGCGCAAUAAACGUCGGAUGGAAGCGCCGCUAGUACCGUGUUUGCCGUGCCAUAAUUGUACCCGUUCCAUUUGCAGAGAGAGAGAAAACACACACACAAUCACAGAAAGCAUUGUAUAAGUAUUUGGCGCGCUAACGUCCACGUUGGGCCUCUCAGCGGGAGGUUUGGGAGCUCCAAACGAGAAAUUCGGAACGAUUGUACAGACUUGCAUAGACUAUUUACUACAAUUGUAAAACCGUAAGCACACGCCAUAGCAAAGGAACAGGGCUUUAGGGGGUUUGCUUUUGUUUCAUUGUCAAACUCAUCGUCUAAUGAAAUCAAUGAAAUCACACACAACACGCUGCACACAACUUCACUCGUUUCUUUCGUUUUCUCUAUUAGCUAAUCUCUCUCUGUAGCGCCUCAUACAGGUCAUACACAACACAUAAGAAAACCCACCAAAUAAUAUAUUGCAGAGUAAACUAAGCACAGACACACAGACAGGCAGACAGACAGACAGAUCCAAACAACACAACACUAGAGUAAACUCAAGACAUGAAACUACUACCACUCAAAUGGUUGAUUAAACUUUAAAAGUCACGUUGUCGCCGAACCUGGCUGGUUCGUUACAUUCGCAUUUCCAUUUCUUUGGCUUCUACAGGGUAUUUGUAACGGAGGAUGCAGGAGGAGGAGAAGGAAGCAGAAUAGAGCGAAAGAAGAAUAAACAAAACAUUGUAAACCAAUAGACGAGUAAAGCCUAGAAUAGUGUGCAAAUGUGUAACGAACAAAAACAAGAAGCGGAAAGCGAGCGCAAAGAAUAGGUAAAAAAAAUUGUAGAACUCAGCAAAACUAAACGUGUAAAAGGAGAUAAGCGAACAAAACAAGCACACACACACUAAAACAGUACAUUAGAGCAGAAAAGUGUUGUAGUUGUGAGUAUCUUUGUGUUUUCCACUUUCUCUUUCCUUUGUUUCAUUCCGUGACAUUGCAUAUCGUCAUUAGAUCACUCUUUGAGGUAUGUGGAAGUGAGAGAGAGUCUUAUCCGCUUAUCAAACGCCCCCAGGCAUAGGAAAUCCGUGUAAUUGUUUGUUCAUGUGUGUUUGUGAGUGUGUAAGAGAGGUGAAUCUCAGCAUAGAAAGUGAUCGAGGAGCUUUCUCUCUUAGUAUGACUGAUUCGACAUUAGUAGCAAGGAAAUGAGUGUGAGGAUGCGUGCGUGGUUUUAGCAACGAGAAGGACGAAAGUGUGCGAUCGUGUCGUGGGCAUGUGUAACAAUGAUUGUGGUGUGUCUGUGGGUUUUAAACGAGAAUGGGAAGGUUGAGUAACGACCAUGCGAAGUCCGAAAGGAUGCGGAACGGAAUAGGAAUAUUAGGUCUUAUAGACGCAAGCGAUUGCAGCAGGAGAACUACUAUGUAAUAGCUGUCGCUCCCACACGAUCACACACAGAUCACACAUACAUACACACACGAGCAAGGGGGUUGGGGAGGUGGGAGCAAAGGUUGAUGGAUGAAAUCUUAAAAGCAAUAUAGAAAGUGACGAGCGAAAAAGAAAACUGGUGGCAAGCGCCCCUGUAGUAAGCAGAUACUGGUAGUGUGUACUAAAAAACCUGUGGAAAAAAAAUACUACUAAAAACAAAAAUGUCACCGAACGCGUCAGAGCUCGGUCGUAAACGUUGUGAAACUGUAGAUGAAUUCUUGUUUUCUCUCCCAUCCCCUGUCAUUUCCCUUCCCUUUCUAACUAAAGCGUGAGCUAUUUUCCAAUCCUAAAACAAAAACAAAAAAAAAAACAAAAGAAUAUCUUCCAUCCAGAAAACCCUAAAGAAACAAAAUGUGUGAAAUGAUACAAAAAUGAGAAAAAAAAGGGUUCGUUUGCGUAUUUUCAACUAGGCAAAUGAAAGUUGUGCAAUCAAAGAGAAAAAAAAAACGAAAAGAGUGGAAGUAACUAACACAAAGCGAAAAAAGAAGAAGAAACAUUACGGAAAUCGUGACAUUGUAGAGUAGCUUGUAAGAGCAGCAAACUAGAGUUGAACAACAACAAAAAACGCACCUUCAUUAGGUGCAAAAGUGCUUCAUGGAUGGAUGAAUGUGUUUGUUUGAAACAGAUUUGUUUUACGUGUUAAGUUCAUCUUUAGCGACUAGAGACGACUACUCCCAUGCCUUCCGUAUCCGUUACUUUCCUCUAAAACACGUACACACACGCAUACAAAAAUCAUUCGGUAAAGUAUAGAAAGUGGAGCUACUCGCAUGAUAAUGCAAAAUGUGGAAAAGAAACCCUGCUCCUCCUCCUCCUCCUUCCCCAUCCUCCUUCCCCAGACACAAGUAGUGUUUAAGGCUAAUUGGUGACGCGCCUACUGUGAGUGUGUCGUCUUGCAUGCAUGUAAAACUUUGUAAAUAUAUUGUUUAGUGAUAAAAAGAAGGGAAUGAAAAAGAAAACAGGAAGAGUGAUGAUGAUGAUGCGAAAAGCGAUAAAAAAGAAGUUGUAAAGAAAACAGAGUGAAAAAAAAAACAAAGACGAAAACAUAACAAACGAUAAAGAAAAACGUCCGUGACUAAGGAAAGAAGUUAAAGAAAGAAGGAGACAAAUGAGAUAAAAACAAAAGCGAAAACAUUUGAACAUGAACGCAAGAAACAUGACAUUUUUUAAAACAUUGAACUGGAACACGGAGAUGAUCACACAUCUCCUUUCCGCUCCCCCCCCCCCCCUCCCCUCUUUUCGCGCGGGCCCUUUGAAGGAAAAGUCAUGGUGGGAAGAGGAGGGGUCGGUGAAACCGUUUUUUUUGUAAAUAUACCAAAAACUAAUUAUAACGCAAUAUUUGACGUGAGACGAAACACAUUAAAGCAGUGUGAAAGCUGUUGUGAAUUUAAAACGUGGAAGAGAACUGCAGAGUAAACAGAAGAACACAUUAGUAAGUGAGAAUUGUAGUAGCGAAAGAAGGAAAAAAAAUGAAGAAGGAAAGCAAAGAGAAAGAGAGAGAGAGGGAGAAAAAACACCGGAUCGAAACUCGAACGUAGUAGUUGUAGAAAGAAUUAAAGAAAGUUUAGCACAGAACAAGUAAAACUGUGCGUCAAGCACCCGCGUCACCUUGGCAGCGCUCAUUGGUGAACUGUGCGGGGUGUGUAUGUAGAUUUGAUUUUUUUUCUUCCCUGUGACUCGCUCUUUCUCUCUCCGUUUGCUGAUGGGAAAUUCUCAAAUGGAGAUAAGAUAACAACCACACACACACAAACAGACAAGCCAUAGGACGAAGGGCAAUGUUGUGUCGUGAAAAUUGUAUAAAUUUUACCUAAGGUAUAGUAGUGGAACGAAACGAAUUGGAGAAGCGCGAGCAAAAGCCGCGACAGUAGGAAACGUUGAAAAAAGCAAAGAGAAGAAGAAGAAAUCCACGUAAAAUAAGUUUAAACAAACAAAAGCAAAAGCAAAAGUAAAAGAAAAAAAGGCAAAAAAAAAUACACAAAUAGUAGCAAACAAAAUGUGAGAAUCGUUGUGGUGUAGAGAAAGUAAGAAGAGCAAACAAAAAGAUGCAGAACAAACGCGCAGAAAGGCAACACCGCGUUAAUAAUAACAUCAAACAGAACAGAGGAGUGAAAGUGAAACAAAACAAGCAAACAAACAAAAAAAACGCAAGCGCACGCUCACAUGUGAGCGGUGCGGCAAUAUUAUUACGAUUAUUCAUUAUUAUUAUUAUUCAUAAAACUAAUGAGGAAAAAUAAACAUAAAAAAUAAUAAAAAAAUAAA